UGAGAGGAUGAGAAACAUCGACUGGUUGCCUCCUGUACCUGCGCUGACCAGGGAUCGAACCCACAACCCUCUGAUGUACAGGAUGACGCUCCAACCAACUGAGCCACCUGGCCAGGCUACUAAGAGCUUCUUGUAUGUCCUUCCAGAACUGGAGGAGUCCCCAAAGGGAAUGAGGUAACGGGCCCAGAGGAAUGGAGAAGUGCUAAGCUGACAAAAUUAUCAGAUGUCCGCUGCACACGUACACAGCAGGGUGGUGCAGCUUGAGCCAAGCGUAUUCUGCUAGGAUUCUCACUGACCUCCAGCCUAGUGAGCAUGCUCCCCAGCACUGUGUGUGUUUGUUUUAGAGAGAAGGUACACAAAGGAUAUGGUCCCUGCCACCUAGAGACUAGGAUAGUAAGGGGAACAGAAUAGAAAGGGUCUCUACUAAGUGGAAUAAAGCUGUGGCCUGUAAACUUUCUUGGAUAAAAAAUGUCUGGGCAUAUAUAUGCUAAUACAUAUACUAUAAAUCACACUUGCAAUAGAAAAUUUAAAGGUCAAGGUAAAUAUUUUAAAGCAUUUUAAACUAUAUUAUUUGUAAUUCAAAGAAUAUUUCUGUCACUAAAAAUGGGGGGGGGGGGUGAGUGAGAGAUUCAAGGUCACAUUCAGCUCUGGGUGUGUUAUGUAUUUAUUGAUUUCUAGAGAGAAACAUCUAUUUGUUGUUCCACUUAUUUAUCCAUUCAUUGGUUGAUUCUUGUAUGUGCCCUCAUCAGGGAUCAAACCCACAACCUUGGGGUAUCAGGAGGGCACUCUAACCAGUGAGCUACCCGGCCAGGGCCUCUGCAUGUUUCAAUCAUUCUAUAGAUGACAGGAUAUGAGUAUAUUGAUUUCUCUGAUAACAUUACCACCAAUGGGAAUAAUUGUGAACCUAAUUUUAAAGUUUAUUUGAUAGUUGCUCUUUGAGCCUGCCCGCUCUCGCUCUCCUCCUGAGAGUGUACUUUCACUUUAAUAAAUCUUGCCACUGCCGCUUGAACUCCUAAAAAAACGUUUAUUCAAAGGCAUGUGUCAAGAUCUGUGUGUCAUCGGGAAAGGACAAAUGGGUGGCUUCUCAGAGUCAGCAAGGAGACAUUUAUCUUGGUGAAUUCUAGCACCUUGACAAAGCAAAAGACAAACCAAAAUGAGAAGUUGCCUGUUAUUGAGUGCUUACUCUAUACCAGGCCUUCAGCUACAUAAGCAUUUUACUUACACAGUGUCAUUUAUUUUAACCCCAUUAAAAACCCUUGGCUAUGGUUUUCAUAUCCUCAGGGAGAAGACACUGAGGCAGAGUGAACAUGAACCACACCACUUGGUGAGUGAAGGAGCUAGGACACACAUAAUAGCAAUCGUGAGCGCAUCUUGAGCUCUUACUAUGACAGGUUGCACUGUAAGCAUCUGACUUGAACUAACUCGUUUAGUCUGCACAACAGCUCUCAGAUGCGUGCUAUUAUUUCCCACUAAUAAUGAGGAAUUGGAGGUGCCAAUAAGUUAAUGACUUGCCCAAAGUCCACAUGUAGUAAGUGGGGGUGCUGGUCUCACUCCUUGGCCCCACUUUCUAACUCCUUGCGCUACCAUCUCCAAAAGCCCAUGACACUGCAAAAUAGUGCCUGGUGCUUCCUCCCUUGCACACUCGAAAUUUGAUCUAAAUAUUCUUCCAGAGUUCCAGGCUCAGUCAGGGAUGCUGAAUCAUGCUGACUCUCAAGAGACUGACUGAUGGAUAAGCCAGAGUAUCAGUUUAAUAAUUUCCAAGGGUGGGCUGGAUAGUUGCAUCAGCCUGACCUGCCUGUUGUCUCCCAAUACACAGGGACCAGCAUCAGCAUAAGGUUGCCUGGUGGACAUAGAAAUGGAAUGGUGUUUGAGUUCUCUACCUGGAUCGCUUAAUGACCUCAGUAUUCUAUGUCCUGAUAUGUCUAUCUCCACAAUCUCUGUACAUUAUUUUCUGUAUCUGCAGUAAGUUUUUGUUGGCCAGAGAGAGCAGAUCAAACUCUGGAUAUAUCUCAAUGGCUGACUAGUUUCCUCCACAUGGCCCCUUCUUUAAAUAGAUUAAUGAUUCAAUCAAUCUGUCAAAGUGGUUGCCCUGGACAUCAUGCCUUCUCUUGGAGGUGACUUUUCCUAGCCUUGCUCUCUGAUUUGCUAUUAAAUCACCCAAAAAUAUUUAUGAGCACGUCUAUGAGCAAAUAGAAGUACCGAGGAGGGAGAGACGUUUUAGUGAAUUACCAUAUAAACAAAUGAAAAAAAAAUGAGGUGAUUUUGGAUUGUGAUAAAUGCUAUGAACAAUGUUCAGAGGAAGAUAACUAGACUGAGGACUGGGAUAGAGGAAGAUACAGGGAAUGUCUCUCUGAAGAGGUGAAGUCUGACCCGAGCCCUGCAUGCCAAGAAGGACUUGGUCAUGUGAACAUAGAGUUUAGUUCUCAGGGGAAGCAUUUUAUGUCUAUAUUGGAAGUGGAAGUUCAUUGCAAGUCUCUGCAGAGACAAUGUGGCACAAAUUAGGCAAAUAUGGUUGCAAAACUCCACACGCAUCAUUUCACAUGCAGCAUGUGCACUGGAUUACAUAUGUGAUAUCAGGGCUAUCUUGGGGUUUCCAAGGCAUGUGAUUACUAUAAUGAAUAGGCUACGGUGGGUUGGCCUUGGCACCUGACCCCACAUUGUUGAGAUGGGAAGUGUGCUUCUAGCUGCUAGAAAGCAACAUUUUGGAAUACAACCGCUUGCCAUUUGGGACCAUAGCUCUUUUCCCCAACUAGAUUACAUGUUCUCUCAGAGAAAAGUCUGAGUUUUAUACAUUUUGGAAUAUCGCAAAGCACCUAGCAGAGUUCUGGGCACGUAAAAUAAGAAAAACAAAGUCCGCUGGGUUUGCCUUAACUUUGGAACCUACACUUGGAGGGACCAAGUCCUCCGCGCGGAGCUGCUCUUCACCCUCCGGCCGCGCGGGGGCGCAAUGGGAAUCCCGCGCGCCGAGCACGAGCGGCUGGAGCCGGUCUUGGCCUUGUGUCAACACGGCGCUGGUGGCGGCUUCGAGGAGGGGCUGGGACGCCCCGCAGACCCGCGCGCAGUCCGAGGGAGAGCAGGCGCGGCCCCGCCGCGGACGGGCGACUGGCAGCCAUGGCGGAGUCGGCGUCGGCUCGGUAUCAGAAUACAAAAGAGCAUACUUUUUAAAUUAAAAAGUAGCAGCCAGGUACUCGUUAUGAGUCUGCUGGACUCUCCCUGGUGUUGGGAAGUGGCGCUGACUGACCGACCGGGUCUGGCUCUUCAGCACAGGAGGAAGCGCCGUGCCACACCCUUGGCUUCUCCCUCGCCGCCCCCACAAGAGACAGAGGCCGAAGAGAUGUCACUCCAGUCAGUGAUGGCCGCCCUCCAGGCCGUGGAGAAGAAGAUGGAGGCCCAGGCUGCCCAGCUGCAGAGCCUGGAGAGACGCAUGGAGACAGCGGAGAAGAAGCUGGCUGACUUUGAGAAGACAGCCGUGGAGUUCGGGAACCAGCUGGAGGGCAAGUGGGCCGUGCUGGGGACCCUGCUGCAGGAGUACGGGCUGCUGCAGCGGCGGAUGGAGAACAUGGAGAACCUGCUGAGGAACAGGAACUUCUGGGUCCUGCGGCUGCCCCCGGGCAGCACAGGGGAGGCCCCCAAGUUGCCCAGGUCACUCGAGAAUGAUGGAGUCUGCUUCUCGGAGCAGGAGUGGGAGAAUCUGGAGGACUGGCAGAAGGAGCUGUACAGAAACGUGAUGAUGAGCAACUAUGAGACGCUAGUCUCUCUGAAGGUCCUUGGCCAGCCAGAAGGAGAAGCGGAGUUGGGUACAGAGAUGCUGGGAGACUUGGAGGAGGAAGGCCUUGGUGGUGUCCAUCCAGCAGAAGGGGUUGUGAUUAAGCAGGAGGUAGAGUACCCGCCGGAACGCUCUGAGGAUCUUCCAGGAGAGCUCUCAGGCCCCGCGGAAGAGCCGGCUUUCCUGGGCCCGGAGCAGACUGAGCUCUGGAACACUCAGGGGGGCUCUGUCCUCUUGGAACCAGGGGCCGGGGACGCUAAUCUAGAGGAGCCCACUGAGGGCAGCAGAGACCCUGGCAGUGACAGAAAUCUGGACGGCCCCCCGAAGCAGAAAUCUAAUAGGCCAGUGCAACUGGCUCCGGAAUGUAAUCCGGCCCUGAAGCUGAAUAGGGAAGAUUUUGGCCCCUACGAUUGUCCUGAGUGUGAGCUCAGCUUCCGCUGUGAGCAGCAGCUGGCCUAUCUGCGGGCCCACCCAUCAUGGGAGUCUUCCACCACCUCAGAGCCAGAGGAGGGUCUUAGGUCCAGGCCACUGCUGAAGCCCCAGUCCAAGAAGGGGAAGCAGCAUCAGUGUGACGUGUGCAUGAGGAGCUUCAGCAGCAAGGUGAACCUGGCGAAUCACCAGCGCUGCCAUUUGCAGGAGGGGCCCAGUGGUGGCCAGCGUGUCCAGGAGAGGUUCUCGCCCAACAGCCUGGUUGCCCUGCCCGGCCACAUCCCCUGGAGGAAAAGCCGGAGUUGCCUCAUCUGUGGUUACUGUGGCAAGAGCUUCAGCCACCCAUCAGAUCUGGUGCGGCACCAGCGCAUCCACACGGGUGAGCGGCCCUACACCUGCCCCGAGUGUGAGCGGAGCUUCGUGCAGAAGCAGCACCUCCUGCAGCACCAGAAGAUCCACCAGCGGGAGCGAGGCGCGCUGGCCUCGGAGCCAGGCAGGCCCAACGGCCUGCUCUAAGGGUGCCAGCCCCCCGCCUGUCCGGGGGGGCUGAGGGGGCUGGCAUUGGUCCCCCGAAGAGACACUGUGCAGAGUCAGGGACUGACUUCUUCCUUGGGGGUGUCAUUUUGAUUUGCCUAUCUUUGGCCAAGCAGCAGGCCGAGCCCAAGUCCUCAGAACUGUGUGGAGGAGGGGCGGGGCCAGGCCUGUCCCUGCUGUCUACCCUGCUGCUGUGUUUGCCGUGUCUUUGGCACCUUCGAGUCUCGGGUUUUCCCAUCCAUGCUGAUACUUGUGCACUGGGAUUGGUUUGAGGGUCUAUCCCAGGGUUUCAGGUCUUCCCACGGGUGGAGUCGGGCCAAAGGAAUGAGCAGGUGUGCAGAAGAGCUCUGGGAAGCAUAACCCUCUGUUUCCUCUUCUGUUGUAGUCUCCUUGUUAAUAACAAGUAGAAGUAAUUUAAGUGAACUGCUCACCUUGCUCUGAAGAACCUUUUUGGAAUUAGAUUUUAGCUGAUUUAAAGAAAAUACGGCCUGACACUUGUUUUUUAAACUUCCCAAGUUGUAGAAGUUGUUCCUAACAUGGGGACUGCUGCCAUCUGGGAGGGAAUUGUUUCUGGGCCUCCUUUAGCCUGCCCACACUUAGGCCAGUGAUCAGGGUGCAUAACGCGGGCUCCCUAUUGUGAGGGGACUUAGCACUCUCGGAUGGGGCUCACUGAAUCAAAAGGACCGAGGGGGGGAGAGCCGUGGGAGGACCCCAAAAGCCCCCAUUGAGAAUGAGGAGUCUGGGAAAGGAGCUGAGAGUACGGAGCUGCUUCCUCCCAGGAGCUCGGUGCUUGGGUUUCUCACCACAGCUCUCUUCCUCUUCCAUCUGCGUCCUCGCUGGGUUCUGCAGCCUCACAGGGUAGACGACUCCUUUGUUACUUAAGGUUGUUCAGCUUGUAUCAGCUUGUACUUGAGUUUGUUCCUGUUAGACCAGUUGUUCCUUGAGGUUGUUCAAAUGACACACUUUCCCAAUUAGUUCUGGGGUUGACUGUUCCAGAGAUGAUGGAGAAAAAGCACGUGGGUGCUCGUCUCCCAGGAGUGUUGAAUGCCUGCCGCACUGCUGUCGGGAGUGGGCUCCUGGGUCCUGUGUGAGUGUCCCCUUUGAUGACUUGGCAGUUGCUUAGAAUAAAACUUGCUACUGGCAAAAAAAUGUGCUCA
Molecule: messenger RNA, 5886 nt
Organism: Myotis myotis
Lineage: Eukaryota; Metazoa; Chordata; Mammalia; Chiroptera; Vespertilionidae
Gene: ZNF212
Product: zinc finger protein 212
Exons: 5
Coding region: 2948-4711 (587 amino acids)
Biological process (GO): negative regulation of transcription by RNA polymerase II
Molecular function (GO): DNA-binding transcription repressor activity, RNA polymerase II-specific; RNA polymerase II cis-regulatory region sequence-specific DNA binding
Source: RefSeq, a predicted model, not a curated record